This is a messenger RNA of Lodderomyces pseudojiufengensis, 1260 nucleotides long. It is a transcript of the gene ALG1, whose product is annotated as chitobiosyldiphosphodolichol beta-1,4 mannosyltransferase. The record is from RefSeq and is a predicted model, not a curated record. Gene Ontology annotation, molecular function: mannosyltransferase activity. NCBI's taxonomy places the organism in Eukaryota, Fungi, Ascomycota, Pichiomycetes, Serinales, Debaryomycetaceae. Bases 1 to 1260 code for a protein of 419 amino acids. Gene Ontology annotation, cellular component: endoplasmic reticulum. The transcript has a single exon.
AUGCCCUACUUAUUCCAAACAAACUUGAAGCAUAGAAACAAAAGAAGAACAAUAUCAAUCUUUGUGAUGGGAGAUUUGUGUCAUUCACCUAGAAUAUGUUAUCAUGCUUUAUCUUUCAGUUCAAUUGAUUAUAAUGUGAAUUUAUGCGGAUACGUGGAGUCGGAACCACCUUAUGAAAUUAUUGAUGAUAUAAAUAUAGACAUAAUACCGAUUAAAGUGUUGAAGAAUAAAAAGAAUUUACCUUUCAUAGUGUUUGCAGGGUUUAAAAUGUUCAUUCAGAUUAUACAAAUUUGGAAGAUUAUGUGGAAAACAAGAAAAGAAGUUGAUUAUGUCUUAAUUCAAAAUCCCCCUUGUAUACCAAUUUUAUUAAUAAUUUUGAUAUUUAAAUACACAAUAAACAACCAGUUGAAGAUAAUAAUAGACUGGCAUAAUUUGAAUUACACAAUCUUGAAUCUACGUUAUCAAAACUUGAAUAACCCAUUUGUUGUAAUUGUUCGAAAAUAUGAGGAAAUAUUGGGAAAAUUUGCUAAUUUAAAUAUAACUGUGACGAAACAAAUGAAGAAAUUUUUGGUUGAACAAUUCUGUUUUAAUAAAUCUAAAGUAGUGACACUUUAUGACAGACCAGGAAAACAAUUUCAACCUAUAGCUGUAACCGACAGAAAUUACAACCAUGAGGUUUUCACAGAUAUGAAUGAUUUACCUGAAAGGAAAAUAUUGGUUAGUUCUACAUCUUUCACGCCAGAUGAAGACUUCAACCUUUUGUUGAACGCAUUGAAAAAAUAUGAAGCGGAUUCAGAAACUCCCCCGAUUUAUUUGAUUGUUACAGGAAAAGGACCAAUGAAAGAAGAAUUUCUUAAAACAGUUGAUAAAUUAUCAUUUUCGUCAAAAGUAAUUAUAAGUACAUCCUGGUUAAGUUCAGAAGAUUAUCCAAAAAUACUAGCAACAGCAGAUUUAGGUGUCUCAUUACAUACAUCUUCAAGUGGUAUAGAUUUGCCUAUGAAAAUUGUAGACUUCUUUGGAUCUGGUAUCCCAGUAGUAUCCUUGAACUUUCCUGCCAUAUCUGAAUUAGUCAAGGAUGAAGUAAAUGGAUUGGUUGUCAAAAAAUCAAGCUCGAAUGAGUUAUUUCGAGCGAUAAAAUCAGUUUUCACUAAUGAUGAGCUUUUAAGAACUUUGAAAGAUGGAGCUUUAAAUGAGAGUAAAUCUAGAUGGGAUGAAAAUUGGGCUAGAGUAUUGAAACCAAAAUUUGGUAAUAAACAAUAA